AUGCCAGGCCCCUUCACAUCCAAGUCUUUCAGCGCCACGCUGCCCAACUCGCUUGCAGCGCGAUACCGUAAAUCGCUUCAGAAGCACCCAUUCCUACUUUUUGGGCUGCCGUUCCUCACUACCAUGGUGGCGGGGUCUUUCAUGCUGACACCCGCCACGGCACUGCGAUACGAACGAUAUGACCGCAAAAACCAGCAGAUCACACAAGAGCAAGCAAUGGGCCUCAGAGGGGAGCGGAGAAAGGUCAACAUGCGUGAUGAAUACUACCGGUUGCAAGCGAAAGAUCUUGAGGACUGGGAGCAGAGGCGUGUUAAACGACUACCCGGCGAACCGGACGGCACGCUUGUAUAA
Bipolaris zeicola 26-R-13 is the source of this 351-nucleotide messenger RNA. RefSeq lists its product as uncharacterized. Lineage: Eukaryota; Fungi; Ascomycota; Dothideomycetes; Pleosporales; Pleosporaceae. Gene Ontology annotation, biological process: mitochondrial respiratory chain complex IV assembly. The transcript has 2 exons. The coding region runs from base 1 to 351 and encodes 116 amino acids. Gene Ontology annotation, cellular component: mitochondrial inner membrane. The record is from RefSeq and is a predicted model, not a curated record.